AAUAACCCUAUAUACGCAAGUGAAUCUUAAUGGUGGAAUCCAUGAACGACAAAUGAUAACGGCGGAAGAAAGUGGUUUCCCCAAGCGCUGCAACGUGAGAGAGCCUCCUCUGCUUCAAUGCGCAGAGCUGGUGCUACCCUACCUUAACCCUUCAGAACUUGCUAACAUCUCUCUCAUAUGCAAACCUCUUCUCAAACUCUCUCGCUCCAUCACCUUCCGCCGCGCCUCCGACGCAUCCAGAACCUUCGAGACCUUUCCGAUUCCGUUCCUCAACACGGUCGAUUCCCACCCAUACGCGUACUUCCUGUAUACGCGCUCCCUCGUCCUCUCCUCUCCACUCCCCCUCCUGCGCCAGCCCUGGGGCUCUUCGGCAGUUUCCCCCUUCGCGCAGUGUCGCCUUCUUCGUGCCGAUUCAGUGGGCUUCGUCGAUGGCACGGGCCGGGCCGUGUCGGGCUGCGAUUGCGAGGCGUGUGAUGGCGGUGAGUGUCCUUGUGCUGGCCUGGAUGGGCUGGACGACGUUGGCAGAGAGUGCGGGCCCGGGUGCCGGUGUGGGCCUGAGUGCGGGAAGCGGUUGACACGGAAUGGGGUUGCGGUGAGGGUGAAGAUUGUGAGGCAUAGGAGGAAAGGGUGGGGGUUGCAUGCGGAUCAGUUAAUCGCGAAAGGCGAGUUUGUGUUUGAGUAUGCAGGUGAACUCUUGACAACGAAGGAAGCCCAGAGGAGACAUCAAUACUACGAUGAACUGGCUUCGCAGGGUCAUUCCUCUUCAGCUCUUUUGGUUGUAAGGGAACAUCUUCCUUCUGGAAAGGCAUGUCUGAGAUUAAAUAUCGAUGCGACAAGAUUAGGAAACAUUGCACGAUUUGUAAAUCAUUCAUGUGAUGCUGGUAACUUAAGCACAAAGCUAGUUAGAAGUUCAGGAGCUUUGUUCCCCCGUCUAUGCUUCUUUGCUUCAAAAGAUAUCCUAGUAGAUGACGAGCUUACUUUUAGCUAUGGAGAAAUCAGGAAAAGGUCAAAGGGGUUGCCAUGCUUUUGCAAUAGCCCUUCUUGCGUUGGAACACUGCCCUCUGAAGACACUUAAGAUUUAGAUACUUGUUAUUUAAGGAGGUGACCUAUGUUAAAUGUCAAAGGAAUUUUGAUUUUUGGAAAGGCUAGUUUUUAUGAUUUAUUCAAUAGGUCGUACCAGGCAUUGCAAAAUACUUGUCACAGGUCGGUUAGGAAACCACCAAUAUCUUUAUACUCUAUAGUUUAGUAGAUAUUAAAUAUGUAUUAUAAUUUAGCUGUAUAA
Vigna unguiculata (cowpea) is the source of this 1282-nucleotide messenger RNA. It is a transcript of the gene SDG20, whose product is annotated as SET domain protein 20. NCBI's taxonomy places the organism in Eukaryota, Viridiplantae, Streptophyta, Magnoliopsida, Fabales, Fabaceae. The record is from RefSeq and is a predicted model, not a curated record. Gene Ontology annotation, molecular function: protein binding.